Molecule: messenger RNA, 3158 nt
Organism: Trematomus bernacchii (emerald rockcod)
Lineage: Eukaryota; Metazoa; Chordata; Actinopteri; Perciformes; Nototheniidae
Exons: 19
Coding region: 1-2958 (985 amino acids)
Source: RefSeq, a predicted model, not a curated record
AUGGAAAAAGUUCUUCAGAUCAUCAUCGCUCUUUCAGGGCUGAGCGCUGUCUCCUCACAUGCUGAACGUCAGUACCAUUUUGUUUAUGAAGCAAAGACCAUGUCUGAAGCACAGAGAUACUGCAGAGAGAAACACACAGACCUGGCCACUGUAGACAGCAUGGAGGUUGUGGAGCUCCUGAACAACAUGGCAGGCCAAUACAAACAAUCAGCCUGGAUAGGGCUGCACGAUGACUGGGACACCUGGAAGUGGUCGAUGUCAGACCCAAGCUUCUACGGACCGGGGGAGACGGAGUUCAGACCAUGGGGGCCUGGAGAACCAAGCAACAAGCACAAUGAACAAUGCACAUAUUUUGAUUAUGAUGGAAGAUGGCAUGAUUUUGAUUGUAAUGACCGAACCUGGGCGGUCUGCUUUGAUGUCACAGGGCCGAAUGCAACAUUUGUCCUCAUCAACAGCCUAAUGACAUGGACUCAGGCCCAGAGCUACUGCAGAGAACACCACACAGACCUGGCCAGUGUGAGAAACCAGACAGAGCACCAGCAGAUAUUUGAACUGUUCCCUGGAGGUAAUCCUUAUUGGAUCGGCCUUUACAGAGACUCCUGGAAGUGGUCCGAUGGAAGUUUCUACUCCUUUAGGUACUGGGCAAAUAUACCUGUCUACAGAGGUCUCAAAGCUUGUGUGGCUGCAGAUUUCGACAACUUUGGAAAAUGGGAGGACUUGGACUGUGGAGUGAAGAAACCAUUCAUUUGCUACGGACCUGUGCCUGUUUCAAUGAAAGUGAUAAAGGUGAGCGUGGAGAAACCAAACGGUGUGGAUCUGAACGACCCCGCUUUUCUGGAUGCGAUGUUGGUGGAGGCGAAAAAGAACCUAAGGGCCCAGGGAUUGGACGACAACGUCCAACUGGCCUGGAGGAAGCAGCCGGAUGGACAAGUCUUCCAGAAGGAGGAGGAGAAGAAGAGGGAUGAGGAUAAAAGAGAGCAGCGGCUGCAGCACAGAGCGUAUGCGGCGGGGUUAAAACCUGUACUCCUGCCCCCUCGGAGGGGGUCUCCCCCGGUGGAGUGUCCAAGGCUGCGUCCCACAGCAUUUGGUAAAAGACCUGGGCUGAGCGCUGUCUCCUCACAUGCUGAACGUCAGUAUAAUUUUGUUUCUGAAGCAAAGACCAUGUCUGAAGCACAGAGACACUGCAGAGAGAAACACACAGGCCUGGCCACUGUAGACAGCAUGGAGGUUGUGAAGCUCCUGAACAAAAUGGCAGGCCAAUACAACCAAUCAGCCUGGAAAGGGCUGUAUGAGGACGUGGACACCUGGAGGUGGUCACUGUCAGACCCAAGCUUCUACAAACCGGGGGAGAUGGAGUUCAGACGAUGGGGGUCUGGACAACCAGGAUGGGAUGAUGUUGUUUGUGACAACCGCUACUGCGCAGUCUGCUGUGAGGUCAAAGGCUGUAUGUCGUGGUGCCUCUACUCAGCACUUCUCUGGGGUCCAUUUUCAGGACCGAAUGUGAGAUUUCUCUCCACUGAUGGUGUAAUGACAUGGACUGAGGCCCAGAGCUACUGCAGAGAACACCACACAGACCUGGCCAGUGUCAGAAACCCGGCGGAGGAGGAGCAGAUUGUUGAGCUGUUACCUGGAGGGAUAUAUUGGAUCGGCCUUUACAGAGACUCCUGGAAGUGGUCCGAUGGAAGUUUCUCCUCCUUCAGGUACUGGGCAGAAAAUGAACCUAAACACAGAGCUUUUAAGGUUUGUGUGGCUGAAACCAUUCAUUUGCUACGGACCAAGUCUUCACACCAGGCUCCCAUCGGUCGUGACACAUCGCCAACUGCCAACGGUUUCCGCUACCCUUUCUUCAUCAUCUGCCUGACAGCUGAAGAAAUUCUACCUGCCAAAGUCGAUGAUGGUUUCUACACCACCAUCAUCGAGUCCAUCCUCACCUCCUCCAUCACCAUCUGGAGGCUGCGCUCCAUCAGGACCAAAACCUCUCGCAACCUGAACAGUUUCCUCCCCUCUGCUACCGGGCUGAGCGCUGUCUCCUCACAUGCUGAACGUCAGUACCAUUUUGUUUCUGAAGCAAAGACCAUGUCUGAAGCACAGAGAUACUGCAGAGAGAAACACACAGACCUGGCCACUGUAGACAGCAUGGAGGUUGUGGAGCUCCUGAACAACAUGGCAGGCCAAUUCAAACAAUCAGCCUGGAUAGGGCUGUACGAGGACCGGGACACCUGGAGGUGGUCGAUGUCAGACCCAAGCUUCUACGGACCGGGGGAGAUCGAGUUCAGAGGAUGGGGGACUGGAGAACCAACCAACGGGCACGAUGAACAAUGCACAAUAUUUUAUUCUGAUGGAAGAUGGAAUGAUUAUUAUUGUAAUGGCGCCUUCAGUGUGGUCUGCUUUGAUGUCACAGGGCCGAAUGCAACAUUUGUCCCUAUUGACAGCAAAAUGAACUGGACUGAGGCCCAGAGCUACUGCAGGAAACACCACACAGACCUGGCCAGUGUGAGAAACCUGGCGGAGAACCAGCAGAUUGUUGAGCUGUUAUCUGGAUGGCAAUCUACCGCCUGGAUCGGCCUUUACAGAGACUCCUGGAAGUGGUCCGAUGGAAGUAACUCCUUCUUCAAGUACUGGGCAGAUAAUGAACCUAACCUUUACAUAGUUUUAAAUGUUUGUGUGGCUGCAGAUUUCGACAACUUUGGAAAAUGGGAGGACUUGGACUGUGGAAUGGAGAAACCAUUCAUUUGCUACGGACCUGUGCCUGUUUCAAUGAAAGUGAUAAAGGUGAGGGUGGAGAAACCAAACGGUGUGGAUCUGAACGACCCCGCUUUUCUGGAUGCGAUGUUGGUGGAGGCGAAAAAGAACCUAAGGGCCCAGGGAUUGGACGACAACGUCCAACUGGCCUGGAGGAAGCAGCCGGAUGGAAAAGUCUUCCACAAGGAGGAGGAGGAGAAGAGGGAUGAGCUCUAAAGCUGAAUUGCUGUUUCGGCUUUUAUCAGAGAGAAGUGUAUUUCUUUCCUCAAAGUCCUCGUGUUACAGAAUACAGCUGCAACAAUGAUCUGAAUAAUCUAUCAGUAGUGAGAUAAGAUAAGAGCUGUAAUGUUUUCUCUUGUUAUAUAUGGUUUUGAAGUUAAUAUGUUUGGGGUUUUAACUGUUCAUGUAUCUGCUUG